CCGGGCAUUUCUGUAACCAAUAGUGUAUCCGGCCGCAGAGCGUUUACUGAAAACGUUGUUAGAUCGGCGAUAUGUAAGUGAUUUUAGUGUAUUUGAAAAAAUCUUUACGUCGAAUUAUCGUCGUAUCGCGUGUUUCGUUGUCCGGGGUAUCCGGCGACGUUUGACCACCAUGGAGAACUCAAACUCGGAAGGUGUCGUCCUACCGGACAUUUCCGAAGCCGAACAUCUUGCGAGCGAGCACGAUGGUGGCGAAAAUGGCGAGGAGAUUACGGAUUCAAAACAUCGUGUUUCCGUGCAAACCGUACGACAUGGAUCUGUUCCGGUUACAUUACCCGUUGGUUCGCUCAUCACCAGCACAUUUAACGUUAUUACGCAGGAUCAAUUACCCCAUUUUAAGCCCAUGCUAUGUGUAGAUAAUAAUGGAUAUAUUUCCACUGAUGGUUCCAGUGGUGAAUUAAAAACUAUUGUUAUCCAACAAGAAGACGUUUCGGCAGCCACGUCUGUUUCAAAUCCCGUUUCAGUUUCCGGUUCGGUCAGUUCAUGGAUUGAAGCGGCAAAUCUUCCUGUUUUGCCGGUGAGAUGUAAAAAUACUUCUGCCGAAUUACAUAAAAGUAGAUUUGGUUCUGGUGGUCGAGGAAGAUGUAUUAAAUUAGGAAAUACUUGGUAUACUCCAAGUGAAUUUGAAGCUCUCUGCGGAAGAGCAUCAAGUAAAGAUUGGAAACGAAGUAUACGAUUUGGAGGAAGAAGUCUUCAAACUUUAAUAGACGAAGGUGUUAUUCUUCCACACGCCACAAGUUGCACGUGUUCAGCGUGUUGUGAUGACGAAACUGCAACAGGACCGGUACGGUUAUUUACUCCAUAUAAAAGAAAAAGGAGGAAAGAAGGUGAUGGUACGUAUAAAAGAAGAGAACAUAGCGGGGACGAAAGUGAUGAAGGUGGUCAAGAAAGAUCAAAACAAGAAGCUUGGCAAAAUUUGGCAGAAGGAUUAGAUUCAAACGAGUACCCAAUAGAAGAAAAUUCAGAUCCUGUGGUAACUUUAAAACGAUUGGAAAAUAUUGCAUUAAGUGUUUGUCGAAUGAUGAGCGAAUUGAAGAAAGGAAUUGAAGAUGUUAAGGAAAAUGUUAACAGGCAGAAGGAACGAUUUCAACGUGAAAAAGAUGUUGCAGUUGUUGCUGCUCGAGUUGAAGCUCAAGUUGCUGCUUUACAACCUGAUAAUAAUGCUGAUUCUACAUUACAACCGUCCUUGGAUAAUGACCAUGUUAAAAAAUGCGCAAAUUGUAAUAGAGAGGCAUUAGCUGAAUGUUCUCUAUGUAGAAGAACUCCAUACUGUUCGACAUUCUGCCAAAGAAAAGACUGGGGAGCGCACCAAGUUGAAUGUGUUAGAAGUGUUCAACCAGAAAAUAAUAAUCAACAAUCAAUAAUGUUGAUUGUUGAAAGCGCGGACCAACAGUGAAAACGUGUUAAAGGCGUAAUUUAAAGGUAAAAUUAAGAACGAUAAUAUUUAAUAAGAUACAAACUCACUGUUAAUUUUUUUUUUACUUUUUCAAUGACAUAAAAUUAAUUUUUUAAUACAUAAAAGAAGGCAGCAAAGACAUUAAUUGGAAUUUAAAAAGUAAUUAAGUGACUACUUUACAUUUUUCUUUUUAUUAUUUUAUUCUUUUUAUUUUAACAAAGUUAUAACUCUCUUAGCAUAAUUUAGUAUAGGAUUGUUAAGCUUAAAAAAAAUUAUGAUAAUUAUAAAGGUACUGUUUCUUUGGUAUUGUCCUUGCUGGGAUUUGUGAUAAAUUUUGUACCAUCUGUACUUUCAUAUCUUUAAAAAAUAUUACUGAAACAAUCGUUUUAUUAAUUAAAUCCUCUUUUGUAAGCGUACUGUACAAAGUUACUCGAUGUUUAUUUAAAUAAAUAUUUUCUGAAAAAU
This is a messenger RNA of Onthophagus taurus, 1918 nucleotides long. RefSeq names its product deformed epidermal autoregulatory factor 1 (gene Deaf1). The record is from RefSeq and is a predicted model, not a curated record. Gene Ontology annotation, biological process: regulation of transcription by RNA polymerase II. Lineage: Eukaryota; Metazoa; Arthropoda; Insecta; Coleoptera; Scarabaeidae. Gene Ontology annotation, molecular function: DNA-binding transcription factor activity, RNA polymerase II-specific; DNA binding. Gene Ontology annotation, cellular component: nucleus.